AUGACUACCAUCGAAAACCUCAAGACCAUCGACCCCUUCGCGGACGCGGACGAGGGCGACGCGGAUAAGCAGAAGAAGGGCCAGGACUACAUCCACAUCCGCAUCCAGCAGCGCAAUGGCCGCAAGACCCUCACCACCAUCCAGGGCCUGCCCAAGCGCUUCGACCAGAAGAAGAUUCUCAAGGUCAUAAAGAAGAAGUUUGCCUGCAACGGCACCAUUGUGGAGGACCAGGAUCUCGGUGAGGUUCUGCAGCUUCAGGGUGACCAGCGCAAGGCUAUUCACGAUUUCCUCAUCGACAAGCAAGAGGGUCUCGAGAUGGACGCCAAGCUCGUCAAAGUCCACGGCUUCUAA
Messenger RNA from Colletotrichum godetiae, 351 nucleotides. RefSeq names its product anaphase-promoting complex subunit Apc5. Gene Ontology annotation, molecular function: ribosomal small subunit binding; translation initiation factor activity; RNA binding. Gene Ontology annotation, cellular component: eukaryotic 43S preinitiation complex. NCBI's taxonomy places the organism in Eukaryota, Fungi, Ascomycota, Sordariomycetes, Glomerellales, Glomerellaceae. The coding region runs from base 1 to 351 and encodes 116 amino acids. The record is from RefSeq and is a predicted model, not a curated record. The transcript has 3 exons. Gene Ontology annotation, biological process: translational initiation.